UAACACGUCUUAUAAUCUUUUCAUUAGAGACAUAAUCAAUUCUAAAAUUUAUAAAUAAGUCAAACAAUAAUUGAUAAUCUGCAUUCUUUCUUUAUACCGACAAAUGGAUAUAAGAUAAUGCAAACACAAUAAGCUGACAAAAAAAAACCCAAUGAAUGCAAAAUUGCAAACAAAAUAGAUCGAUAGAAACCCGCAAAAUUGCAAUUAAAUGCCCAGCUUAUAUAAUCUAAAUCUGUGUAGUAUAAUAGUAUAUAGUGUUAAAAUAAAAAAAAAUAAAAAAAAAGAGAAGAAAGUGAAAAUGAAUUACAUUGCCGACCGAGAUUAACUACAUUAUUGUGUGUCGAAUACAUACUGAAAAUGGGUACAUUAAGAAAAUGUUUGGUAAGAGCGUUUAUAUGGCUGGAAACUUAUUAUAUCAUUACAGAUACUAAAUAUUUGACUAUAAGGUUUGUGUAACUUAGAGGUAAUGGUUUACGUCCAUUACGAAAUACCUAUUCAUCACAUCACUUAAACUUGUGGUGACAAUUAACUUAACCCUCUUCAAAGGGAGGAGCUAGGUAGGUUUAAUAUUUAUUUAUUUUUUUAUGCAAACGAGGGCAAGGCCCGAACAAGAACACACAUUACACCACCAUUCGUGGCAAAGCCACCCCCACCAUAUCCUCCCAAAGAAGGUUCUUUAUUUCGAUUGGAGGAUCAUCGAAAUAAACCACCUUCUCUUGGAGAAUAGCACCCAUAUUGGCAAGAUUAUCCGCCACUCUAUUCCCCUCCCUAUAACAAUGAAAAAUAACAAACGAAGAAUCAAAAAAAUUACAAAGAUUACGACAAUUAUUAACUAGGUGCACGCAUUCUCCCUGCUGCUGGUUGGCAUUGGAAAUUGCUUCUACACAUGCUUUGUUAUCCAUUUGCACUACAAUGUUUGUGAUGCCCACCUGUCUUGCUAGCUUGAGACCAUAUUCGAGAGCUAACAGUUCAGCUCUAUACGAAUGACAAAUACCGAAAUUAGCAGCAAAGCCCUUGACAAAGCGUCCCUCUGGAUCUCUAAUGACUCCUCCCCCACCAGCUAGCCCCGUAAACCCUUUCACAGCACCACCUGUGUUCAAAGUCCACCAGCCAUGAGGAGGAGCUAACCAACGCACCAAAAUUUCAGCUUUCUGUUAAGGACCUUGGCCCUGCUGCAUCAGAUGUGGCUUUGGAUUGGUGAAUACAUUCCAGACUUCAUCAACUUGGUGAAGGAUAAAGUCUCCUGCUUCUUUCGGAAUUUCGUCUUUUUUAUCAAAAACCCAACAGUUUCUCCACCUCCAAAUCCACCGUAAAGUGGUAGCAAAGCAAGUCGGCCAUUUUUCUGACUUAAUGGGAUCAUUCGCAUCCAGGUUCUUUACUAUCCAUUCAUUGAGAUCAUCAGAAAAGAAGGUAGGGAGAAGAGCCAUACGGCCCAUACCACCAACUUUUUUCCAGAUUUCUCGAGCUAUUGAGCAGUCACGAAGAAAGUUUAAUAGUGAAUUUGUGAUUAAUGUUAAACCAAACAUACAAAAAGGUAAGAAAUAAAUACUACUAUCUAUACUAGUAAGGGGGCGUUUGGUUCGCGGAAUAUAGGUAUGAGGUAUGGGUUUAGAAGGACUAAAACUCAUACCUUAUGUUUGGUUGUCAAAAGUAUGAUUUUCAAACUCAUACCUCAAACCCAUGAGGUAUGGGGUUUAGAAACCUUGGGGGGAGGUGGGUUUGGCCCAUUCCAUUCCCCUAGGUAUCAAAUAUAAGGAGGGAAGAAUGAGGGAAACAGGAAAAUUACCGCCAAAGUCCAUCUUCUCUUCUGCCGCCAUAUUCAUCCUUCACCCUUGAGCUGUUGAGCAGCAAUAGUUCAGCCUUCAUCCAGAAAUGGAGUCAUGUGGACUAUCCUUGUUAAGGGGGAAGAGAAAGCGACAAACAGAACUACUUGUAUCUUUAAUAGUUAUAAUAAAUUUCAUGAUUCUCAUGUAUUUCGUGCUACGUAGUUUAGGUGUAACUCUACAUAAAAUACACCGAAUUAGAGAUAAGAAACGUAAUAGAUUAGUUAAUUUAAACUCGUUGACUAGAGAUAGUGAUGUUGCCUGUAGGAGUGAAUUGCGUAUGAACAGACAUACUUUUGGUGUACUUUGUGAGAUGAUAAGUGAUAUUGGUGGAUUGAGAGGGACUAGAAAUAUGAGCUUACAGGAGAUUGUAGCUAUGUUUUUGUAUACAUUAUCUCAUCAUAAAAAGAAUAGGUCGAUAGGAAAUUACUUUUAUAGGAGUGGAGAAAGUGUUAGUAGACAAUUUAACCUUUGUCUCCUUGCGGUUCUAAAGCUACAUCAUCACUUGCUCAAAAAACCUACACCUAUUACAGAAGAUUGCGAGGAUAGUAGAUGGAAAUGCUUCCAGAAUUGCUUAGGAGCUCUAGAUGGUACAUUUAUUAAAGUUCAUGUUCCAAAUGAGGAUAGAGGAAGGUAUCGAACAAGGAAAGGAAACCUUGCAAUGAAUGUUUUAGGUGUUUGUACACCUAACAUGGAAUUUGUUUUUGUCUUACCUGGAUGGGAAGGCUCUGCACAUGAUGGUCGUGUUUUACGAGAUGCAAUUUCGAGGCCUAACGGUUUAAAGGUGCCUCAAGGUUGUUACUUUUUGGUAGAUGCUGGCUACACUAAUUGUGAUGGGUUUCUUGCACCAUAUAAAGGGCAUCGUUAUCACUUGAAAGAAUGGGGGGAUCAAGUACCUGUAAGUGCUGAGGAGUACUUCAACAUGAAACAUUCUAAAGCUAGGAAUGUAAUUGAGAGAACUUUUGGUUGUUGAAGGGAAGGUGGGCAAUUCUUAGAAGCCCUUCUUUACAGCAUUGCCCACCUUCCCUUCAACAAACCAAAUAAUUUGUAACACAAGGUCGCAUUGUUACAUCAUGUGCUUUAUUACACAAUCUAAUUCGAAAGCACAUGCCCACAAAUAAUUUUGAGGUUGAUGAGUCAUCGGAUGAGAGUGAGAAUGAGGAUAUUGGUGAUAAUGUUGAAUACAUUACUCAAGUUCAACCAUCAAAUACUUGGAUCGACUUUAGGAAUAAUUUAGCGCAAACUUUAUUUAAUGCUUGGAGAGCUAGGCAAAAUAACGAAACAUGAUUUUUUUUAAUGAAUGAC
Chenopodium quinoa (quinoa) is the source of this 3128-nucleotide messenger RNA. RefSeq lists its product as uncharacterized. NCBI's taxonomy places the organism in Eukaryota, Viridiplantae, Streptophyta, Magnoliopsida, Caryophyllales, Amaranthaceae. The record is from RefSeq and is a predicted model, not a curated record. The transcript is spliced from 4 exons. Bases 1873 to 2796 code for a protein of 307 amino acids.